Limulus polyphemus (Atlantic horseshoe crab) is the source of this 5231-nucleotide messenger RNA. RefSeq names its product protein broad-minded-like. The record is from RefSeq and is a predicted model, not a curated record. The transcript has 4 exons. Bases 522 to 3941 code for a protein of 1139 amino acids. NCBI's taxonomy places the organism in Eukaryota, Metazoa, Arthropoda, Merostomata, Xiphosura, Limulidae.
GUCAUUUUAGCGUUCACUUUAGUGUGAUCAGUUGAAUAUAAAUAAUUAGUAAAUUAACAAUUUGAUUUCUUAAACUGAAAAUGUUAAUUGUGUUAAGGUUCAGUUUGUGUUGUUUCUGUUCGAAGUUGAACACCAAAUACUAAUACUAACAGUAGAAUAUAAGUAAAAAGUGAAGUGUAAUUCUGAUGUUACUAAUAGGUUAACUCUUCAGAGUGAGGAUCUUAACGUAGUAACAUCUUGUCAUUUUGGGGUAUCGGUCUGAUAUUGGCUUAGGCCUGGUGGUUUCAUUGGGGUAGAUGUGUAUCUAGCAGGAAAACUGAGAAUGAACCUAUGAUCACGUACUAGUGCUCACAGAGGUUGUAUUGCUGUCCAAGUAGUGGAAGACUACAACAAUAUUAUGUGCACAUCAUAUGCUGGCACAAUAUACAUAGACAUGUGUAGGGGUGGGAGUUUGUUCAACAUGUGCAGGAAAUUCCAUGGCAGUUGCGAUAGAAGUAAUAGCUCGUAGUGGUGCAUAAAGAAUGAGCCUUGAUGACACCAGUAAACAGGAUCUUUUGCAGGCCCUUCACAAAAAACUGAAAGAUGAAUUCAAAGACACCAUUUUGGCCCAGGUUCAGCCAUUUCUAACCGAUCAAGUGGACAGUGAUACACAAGAACUUGAGAAACAAAUUUAUCAAUCUCUGGUAUCUUCCCCAGAUUUUUACAAGUUUCAACUAACGUUUUUCAACUCGCUUACUAAGUUGAAUGAAGACAGCAUUCACAUUUUCUCUAAAUUUCAACAGUCAGUUUGGGAUGACGGUUUCCGUAGUCGUCAACGGAGUUUAAUUUCAUUGAGCAAUAUUUCAACAAGCAGUUCGUUUAAUCAGUCAGGUGUCUUAUUUCUUUCAAAUGAUCAACUUCAUGAAGCUAAUAACAUGCUUUUGAGCUCUUCUUCAUCAGCAAAAUUACAUGCAUUACAACUUAUAGGGAAUAUAUCCUCUCUGGAGUUUGUAGUGUGUGGAAAUUUGUGGACACAGUUAGAGAUUGGUUUAACUGGUGCUCUGCUUCAUCCAGUUGUCCUUAUUCAGCAAGCAGCACUGCGAGUUUAUAGAAAGAUGCUUUCCUGCAGUAUGGCACACAUUGUUAAAAAAGGUUACGUGAGCUUGUUAACUUUUCUUUCAUACAAUAUAACGGAUGGUCCAUUCUCAGAGUCUUGUGAUAAAUCUGUUGGUUCUCGAUAUCAAGUGCUAUUGUUAGUGAACAAGUUUCAACAGAAGGUGGCUAGACACUGGUUGCGUUAUCCACAAACAGUCAUUGAAGAAAUUAUUGAAAGUACAUUUUACAUGCUUUCUUGCUCUGUUAAAGAGAAAGAACCAGAUUCCAGCAAGGUAUGGGAGUAUGUUGUGCAAGUGGAUCCCCAUUUUGUCUGGCUAGGCAACUGGCUUCAUGGAGCAUUCAGUAGGUCCAUUUUAUUUCGGUCUUUGAAAAAACAUGUAGAAAUUCUUAUUUAUAUUCUAAAAAGUUACACAAACAGCAUUGAUGUACAUUUACCUUCAAAAGUUUCUGAAAGUUGCAACAUAUCUGAAAGUACACUUAGGAACAAUAAUAUAACAGGAUUAUCUCACACAUUUUUUCUCUCCAGAAUAUUACUGUUUACAGAUGGAAGGCAGCUUUUUCCUGUUAAAAUAGAUGAAUCACAAGACACGUGCAUUACCCUGGAAGAUACCUUGAAAUCUUUAAUUGAAACAACUUGGAAAGUUCUGCCUUAUUUAGGAGAUAAUGUCUCUGCAUUAGUAGAUUGUGUUGUGAAAACUUGUUCUACCAUUUUGUUAUCCGAAGUUGAGGUUACUCAAGAGAAUAUUCUAGAAUCUCUGGUUUUUCCUGUUUUAGAAGAUCAUGUUGGAAGCUCAAAGUGUCUUCAGGCAACAAGGUGUUUGCUGAAGUUGACAUUAAAUGAAUGUUUUGUGAAAAAGUUGUUAGGCAUUACUGGAGAUCAACCACUAGGUUUGACCAUCAUGAAACAUACCAUUUUUAUAUUUUCUUGGGGUGAGAAUUCCAAUAAAGAACUUGAAGAGGUUAGACAUAAUGUGAUAUGGAUAUCUUGUAAUCUUCUGGCUCAGCCAAAGGGAAAAUUACUUGCCAUGAGGUGUAAUUUAUGGAAAACAUUACUAAAUGAAUUAUCUACAACUUUAGCUAGGCAAAGAAGUUCAUCAGUAGACAAUCCUACAUCAGCUAUCUCCAACAAAAUUCUUCUUGUUGAUAAAACUUUAAGUAUUCUGCUUAAUACCUUUAUGGGAAAUCAAAUUGGUGUAUUAUUUUUAAAAAAUGCUGGUAUUUUACUUGAAUGUGUAAAUAUUAUGUUAUUGUCCCUACCACUUGAAGACACUACUACGGUGUGUUCAGCCCAAUGUCCCCAUGCUGUUUUAAGUUUAACUUUUGCUUUACCUCACUUAGCCAACAUGAUAUGGGAUGACAUGGACAUGAUGUUAAGGUUUAUUUGGCAUUUGUGUGAGAAACAUGCUGCAACAUGUCUCAGAGCAUACCAAGCUCAAGAACAGCCACCUUCUCUGGAUUUAGUUUUUCAGAAAUAUAUUCAUCUGUUCUCUUUAUAUCCUGCUGAAAUGUUACUCAUCCAUCAAGAGGCAACACUAACUAAAGAUGAUACUACUAGUAUAGCUGACUCUUUGAAUAUGUUUCCUGAGGUGGUUAAUGAAAACAUAUCAUCUGAAGAUAAGCAUCUUUUAUGCUUAAAUGUACUAUCUGUCAUGGUGACCAAUAUAAAAACUUGUUUGUAUCUGGAAGAUAGCUUUCAACUACAAAAACAUCUUCUUUUGGACCAGAUGAAAGAUCUAACAGAAGAUAAAAACAUCAUUAUAGAUGAAUAUUCGCUCAUAAGGAACCACAUUAUCUCAAGGGUUAAGACUAUUGGUGGGCAUACAGAGAGACAUCUGGCUCCAAGAUUCUAUUCUGAAAAUAUAAACAAGUGGCCUUUCAUCACAGAUGACACUGUACCAUCAGCCUAUCAGUCUUGUAAACUAGAGGUCGAAUGUGACAUUGAAGUUGAGAAUUGGUGUUCUGAACUUGAUGAUUUGCAGAAACUACAAAAUGCUUUCAUUAAAUAUUGCUGUUGUGAAUCAGUGAAAAACUUGAAUAAUAAAUGUGGCAGUCUAAUCAGAGCAUAUAUAGUCUUGGAAGAAGUCACAUCUAGUAAACCCUUUGUGAAUUUUAAUGAUGACUCCUUUGAAAGUUCUUCAGAUGAUCAGUUACACUGUUCUGUUUCACAACUGGGCAUUGAAAUGUGCAUAAAGUAUGCACAGGUUUUAAAUCUUCCUGCGUUCAACGGAAAUUUAGAAGAAAAAAAGAUGUUCAUUUUAAGAAUGAUCAAAAAUAGGGCAGUGAGAAAAAGAGAGUUUGAUUUUUUUAUCCCAACUGUUUUUAUCAUUUUAGAUGGACAGUUAAAGAACGUAGAAACAGUCACACAUAUUGUAUCUCAUUCCUGGAAAUGUUUAUACUUUUGGUCCUCAAGUAGUGCCCUUCAUGAGUUUAUUUAUUCAACGUUGCUGCAGGAAUUAGAUUUCCUGGUUAGUGCAACUCUUCCUACUAUUUACAAUGCUUUCCAAAUGAAUGGAGUUCUACCAUCAGUGAUAUUCCACCACUGGCUUGGCCAGUGUUACUGGAACUACCUAGAUUGGUCCGAAAUAUGUCGAUGGGUAAACCUUCUUCUGUUGUGGGGAGGAGACUUUGUCUUGUAUCAUGCUGUGGCUGUUUUGAAGCAUUUAGAACAUCAUAUUUUAGAGUUUGCUCAGAAACAACAACUCCUUGUUUUCUUAAAAGAGCAACCUAUACAAGGUUUCCAGCUAAUGAAAUACAUGUACUUAAUUGAAGACUUGAACUUGCAAUAUCACAGCCAAAUAGAAACUGACUUAAACUUUGUGUGCUCUUUAGACAAGUGUGGUUUGUAGAGGAAAGUAGAAAAAUGUGCCUAGAGUAAGUCUUGUUAUAGAUCGAAAGAUGAAUAAUGAUGUGUUUUGUUCGGUACAGAUGAUGUUUAUAAAUUAUGAAGUGUGUGUGCAUGUAAUGUAGAAAUGUAUCAUUUAUAGAACUAUAUUUAAUAUAUACUUUUAGAACAGCUUAUACAACAAUGAUGGCCAGUUUAUUUCGACAAGGUCAUCAGUUUCACUGAUCUUACUGCAUUAUUUUGACACGUUUGUACAUGUUACUUUCUGAGUGUUAACUUACCUGCCCACUAGUUAAGUUCCAAUUUUUGACUGUGGAUCUUUAGUUAUUUUAAUAUGGAAUGGUUUUAUUUAAGGCAGUGCACACAAUCUUGAAAUUAAUGUGGUUUAGUUUGGCAUCACAUUAGCGGAUGACAGAUCAUAAAGUGUGCAUUAAGUUCAAAAGCUUUAUUUUAUAUGUUUAAAUACACAACAAGUUACUGACCAUACAAUUUUAUUAAUAAUUGGAAAAGCAACAUAGAAAACAAAAUGAUGUAAAUGAAGAUUUAAGUGACUUAUUUUAGAAACUAUGAAAUUGUAGAUAAACCUUUGUAAUCUUUUCUGGAUAACUCGAUGAUUUCAGAAAUGAUCAUUUAUCAUAUUUUAAGAUUUUAUAAAUGAAAUUUCUUAAGUUUUUGUUUUCUCAAUCUUACAAUUAUUAAUACAGUUGAAGCUACCUGUUGACAGAAGAGGUCAAAGUUCCUAAUACUUUACAACUGAAACACCUGAUAAAGACAAGAGGCAACUUAUAAGUAGGAUUAUGUUCAUAAAGUUUUCACUGUUUUGAAAGUUAACAAAACAAGCUGCAUAAAGUACAGAUUCUGAUUCCAAUAUUCAAAGAAAAAGUAGAUUAUAAAGAUUUAAAAAAUGUUAAUCUGAAGAAGUAUCUAGCAAGACUCGUUCUAUUGGAUGAUAUUGUGGUGUUUUAGUAAUCCUGUUUCCUGAUUGGAUUGUUGUAUUUAUUGACACUUCUAACCUUAAAAUAGCUGACUUGUUUGUUAUAACAAACAAGUUUAAUAAUGAAAUGAUUUAGCUUUAUGCUAACAUUUUUUAAAAUGAAAUCAUUCAAUUUUAUGCUUAAUUUUUUAAAUGAAGAGACUCGAUUCUGUGCUUAGUGUUUUUAAUGAAGUGAUUCAACUUCAUGCUUACAUUUUAAGUGUUUCCAGCACUCUUCUUGAAACCAAAUAGUUGCUUUCAUUCAAAGCUACAUUUACUGGAUUUUAUUUUAACUACAGAUUCUUAGUUGUGCUUUAUUAA